This is a messenger RNA of Symbiodinium necroappetens, 2076 nucleotides long. Lineage: Eukaryota; Dinophyceae; Suessiales; Symbiodiniaceae. The record is from the annotation of a GenBank genome assembly.
GUCCGCACGGCUCGUGACGAGAUCGCUGCCGUGCUGGAUGCUAAAGGCCUGAAGUUGGUCGGCUUAGUCAACAAUGCUGGAGUCUCCCGACACCUCAUCUUCGAGUACGAGAAAUUGGAGGAAGUCAUGGCGCUGUACAACGUGAACGUCUUCGGCGUUUACCGCGUGACCCAGGCCUUCUUGCCCCUCCUCCGUGAGAGCAGUGCGGGCCGCGUGGUCAAUGUGGGAUCUAUGGCGCCGACUCUGCCAGCCAGCGGCUACAGUAGCUACGCAGGAUCCAAGAAUGCCCUGGAGUCCAUUAGCGAUGUGCUGAGGCUGGAUGACCUCAGGAUGGAAAAAGGGACUUCUGUGGGGCUUGUCUGGGGAUCCAGGGCCCUGCUGUCGGGCAAGAGACUUUCACAUUGCUUUCCCUUUUGCUUCGCGCAUCCUAGUGCAAUGGCGGGCAGCAGCCCCAAAGAACUUGAGAGCCAUGCCGCAGCUGAUGGGGCCCUGUUCCGAAAGCUGGUGGCAGAUGGAUACAACCAGUGCGCGGAUGCUUACCUCAGCCAGCACGCUGUGGACGACCCGGACGACAUGCGACUCCAAGCUUUCCGGGAGCUGUUUGCCGAGAUGCCCAGGCGAGCCCGCAUUCUGGACGCGGGCUGCGGCGCUGGCGUGCCUGUGGCCAAGGCUGUAGUGGAGGAUCCACGGGACAUGUCAGUGACAGGUGUGGAUAUCUCACAGCGCCAAAUCGAGUUGGCAAAGAAGCUGGUGCCAUCAGAUAGAGCUACUUUCCUCUGCAGCGACAUGGCUUCGAUGGACUUUGAAAAGGAGAGCUUUGACGCAAUCUGCGCUUUCUUCUCUGUCUUCCACCUGCCACGCCGCGACCAAGCGGCCUUUUUCGUCCGCGUGGCUUCUUGGCUACGUCCCGGUGGCCGCUUUGUCUUUAACCUGGGCUCUGGUCUCGAGGAUGGCGAGGGUGAGUGCCUAGAGUCCGACUUCUUGGGAGCCGCCAUGGUCUGGUCCUCCUACCCUCGGGAGCAGACUCUGGAGCUCUUGCAGAAGGCGGGCUUUGCCCUUGAGAAAGAGGAGCUGAAAACUGUGAGGACUGGAGACGAGGUUGACCGCGCUGGGCUACAGUUGGAGCUUGCACGCUACAACAUGUCGGUAAGCCUUCUCAAGCCUGGCAUGGUCCACUCGGCCCUACAUGGCAAGAUCUCAGGCGGCAACGCUGCUUGGCGCCGAGCCGAGGACGUGGAAGGCUUCCGUGUGCCUCAGCCCGAGCAGCAGGUCCUCUUCCACAGCCACAUCGCCAUGGGCAGCAAUGUUUCGCAGUUCGAGGUGGAGGUCGGUCCUGGCAUGAAGCAGGUUUUGGGUCACAAGACUUACGGCUCCAUCUCAGAGUCCUUCGAAGAGAACGGAGAAGCCAUUGCGGUGAUGUCCCGAUCUUUCUGUGGAACGGCGACCACGGCUCCGGAGGGUACAAUGGAUUGGGUCAUCGGGCCAUCCCUAAAAGAAAAAUGGGAUGACCCCAAUCGCAAGAGCAUCUUCGAUUGGAUGAUGAGAAUGGAAUGGUCUCUGGUCGCUGCUCGCGGUGGCUUCGCAGUAGCUGGGCUGAAACCGGAUGGCAGCAUGGGGGCUGUGGUUCUUGUGGCUCCAUACCCGGACGGUGUCCCUUCAGCGCUCUCGAGCCACUUCGAACAGGUGCGAGCCUUCUGGGCAGGAGGCUUUCCACCCAAGAGCGAUGCAGGCGAAGCCUUCUGGGCAAUGAAAACCAGAGCUUUUGCAGGUCAAGACGCCUUCGAAGAGGUGAAGAGCAAGUAUUGUACGGGUCCUCAUGCCCAUGUGAAGGUUGUGGCAGUGGAUCCGGAUGCACAAGGAAUGGGCUUCUGUGGAAAGUUGAUGCGAUUUGUGAACACUUGGGCGGAUAGCCGACACCUGCCCCUUUGGCUGGAGACUUCGGGCGAGAGGAACGUGGCCAUCUAUGAGCGUUUCGGCUACAAGACCAUGGAGCGCUUCGACAUCAAAUGCGAGACCUCUGAGCUAAAGGAGGACAUCCACCAUGAUGAGUUCGGCAUGCUUCGCUCUCCCCCGUGA